Molecule: messenger RNA, 660 nt
Organism: Medicago truncatula (barrel medic)
Lineage: Eukaryota; Viridiplantae; Streptophyta; Magnoliopsida; Fabales; Fabaceae
Product: calcineurin B-like protein 1
Exons: 8
Coding region: 1-660 (219 amino acids)
Biological process (GO): calcium-mediated signaling
Molecular function (GO): calcium ion binding; kinase binding
Source: RefSeq, a predicted model, not a curated record
AUGGGUUGUUACCACUCUAGAGGAAGAAUAUUUCCAGAGGAGGAGGACCCAAUAAUUCUUGCAUCAGAAACAGCCUUCGGUGUUAAUGACAUUGAAGCAUUAUUUGAGCUUUUUAAGAGCAUCAGUGGGUCGGUCAUUAAUGAUGGACUAAUAAGCAAGGAAGAAUUUCAAUUGGCGAUUUUCAAUAAUAAAACAAAGGAGAAUCUCUUCACAAGUCGGGUCUUUGUUCUAUUUGAUGUGAAGAGAAAGGGAGUAAUUGACUUUGGGGACUUUGUGAGAGCACUGAAUGUCUUCCACCCUAAUGCACCACAAGAAGUCAAGAUAGAUUUUUUGUAUUUUCUUGCAAUUUCUUUUAGGCUCUAUGAUAUGAACAAUACAGGUUUUAUAGAGCGCGAUGAUGUGAAACAAAUGAUAGAUGCGCUUCUAUGUGAAUUUGAAAUUAAGUUGAGUGAUGACAUGAUCGAAACAAUUAUUCAGAAGACUCUCUUGGAUGCUGAUCCAAACCAAGACGGGAAGAUAGACAAAUUCGAGUGGAAAAAUUUUGUUUCUCAAAAUCCGUCAUUGUUGAAAAUCAUGACCCUACCAUAUCUAAGGGAUAUUACAACAAUUUUUCCCAGUUUUGUAUUUAACUCAAAGGUGGAUGAUGACAUUGCUACUUGA